CAGUGUGACACUGUGCACUCGAGGGUGGAGGAGCUCUCUGCCGAGUUGGAAUCUGUGCUCACUGAAAAGCACCUAGCUAGUGAGGCUCUUGCCGAGGCCUCUGAAACUAUUAUAACUCUGGAGACUAAACUGAACGAACUGCAAGAAACGGCUCAACCACCACAGACGACUAGCCGUGGCAAUCAGACCGGAUUCCCUUACACGAUGGCUGACUGUGAAGUCCAGACGAUUCCGGAGACGUUGGAAUACGACGUUGAGACAUCGGAGCUGGGUACGGAAGAGAAUGGUGCAAUCUCCUCUGAAUGCGAGGAAAUCGGCUCUAUUGACACCUCCGAAGCUCUGGCGGUUGAUAGACGGAAUCUCUCGGGAGAAAUUGUCCGUCUACACGACGAGCUGAAAGAAGCAAGAGACCUCUUGGAAUCACGACAAAUCGAGUUUAAUGAAGUG
Molecule: messenger RNA, 447 nt
Organism: Dibothriocephalus latus
Lineage: Eukaryota; Metazoa; Platyhelminthes; Cestoda; Diphyllobothriidea; Diphyllobothriidae
Source: the annotation of a GenBank genome assembly